GACGCGUAGCGAACAACGCGGGUUCCCUCUUCGGAUUCGUUGCAAACGGCGUUCGCGUGCACGGGCGCGGCUUUGCGUCUCCGAGCUGGCGUUUUACGCGGUAAAAUGUCCUCUCUCGAUUAUCUGGACCUGUGUCGGCUGUGUCUCGUGAAGGAUCGCGUUUCCGUGCCGAUCUUCGAAGGCGAGGGCGACGUGCGGCAGAUUUUUCUCAAGAUCACCGCCUGCUUGCCGGUCAAGGUGGCCAGAGAAGAUAAAUUACCCAAGAAGAUAUGUGACGACUGUGUGUAUAAAGUAGAAUUAAUUUAUCAAUUUUGGCAUACGACAGCAAACGCAGAGAAACAGUUACUACAAUGGCUAGGCGAAGUAAACAUGGAAGACAAACAGGGUUACGUUGGCACUGUUCUCAAUCCGAAUGGUAUGAAACCAGAUCAAAGCAACGAGAACAGGUUAGAUGGUUCUGUGAUGCAACAAGUAAACGAACAUCAGAACAAUAUGACUAUGGGUAUGAUGGACAAUAUGGGUUUGACUAUGCCUAUGAUGAUGUCGAGCAAUACCCAACAACAAAUAACCUCAGUUCCUAUAGACAACAGUGGUAACUCUGUACAAAAUGUCCAACCAGUAGCUGGACCAAGUACACAAACGUCACAUGACCAAAUUACGCAGAAUCAAACAAAUACAUCUACACAGCAAGAAGAAGAAGAGGAGAGUAGUGAAGAAGAAGAAAACUCGGAUGAUGAAUGCGAUGGAGAUGAAGGCCUACCUAUAAAAGAAGAAAGUGAAGAAGAUCCUAAUAACAGUAGAACUGUUGAGCCUACAACAUUUGUCAAUGUCUCUCUGGCGUGCGACGAGGCAGGUCCUUCUGGGCUUCAACAACAAAAAAUUGCUGAUAUGCCUGAGAUGGUAAUGUCACAAACAUCAGACGUGGAUGCAAAAACUGGGUACAGCCUACCAUUUUCCGAAGAAUUUUACCCGAUGGAAAUAUUCUCUAAGCUCGACUUGAUGAAGAAGAAUAACGAGCGCGCCAAAUCCACGUUGAAGUGCGAGGAAUCAACGGACACGACUGACGAGGCCGUGGCUUCAACGAAUCCUGAACAAAGCGUUAUAAAGCAAGAGGUGAACGACGAGGACGACGACGACGAUCUACCUUUGGCAUAUCACUGUAAGCUCUGCGGCGUCUUCUUCGCCUCGCAAUCCUUGUUGGAUAACCAUGAGGUCGAGCACAAAGGUAAGCGGAAGAAUACAUGCGCUCAAUGCGGCCGGGUCUUCAGAACUGGUGUGAGCCUUCGCAAGCACAUGAAGAUGCAUUCGGUACGUAAAAGCGGUCGCAAAAGCAAUUCCUCAGCAGUGACUGGCCGUACCACGUCCUUGAAGAAGGUGAAGAAAGAAAAAUCCGAACUGGAGUUUGUCUGCAAGACCUGUAACAAAGUCUUUCGGCACAAGAGUAACUAUCAAAAGCACUUGUUGCGCCACACCGUAGGAGACCUCCCCUGUAAACACUGCCCUAAGAAAUUUCGAUUGUUUCGUGAUCUAACGAGGCACGAGAAGACGCAUUUCUUACCGAGUUACAUGUGCAAGGAGUGCGAUUACGAGACCACCGUUCUAGCGGCUCUGAGCAUUCAUAUGACGCGACACAUGGACAAAGCGGAUCUGCCAUUCAAGUGCAACGAAUGUGACAAGCGUUUCCGGAAGAAGCUCGAUCUUCAGGAGCAUUAUAACAUUCACUCGGGCGAAAAACCAUUCGUCUGUCAACUCUGCAACAACGCCUUCUAUCUCAGACGACAGCUCUCCGCGCACUGUAGACGCACGCAUCCCGAAUUGAAAGCAAACAAGGUGACCAGCACCGCUUGUGAUAUCUGCGGCCGCGUACUCGCCACGAAAAGAUCGCUCUUCCGGCACAAGGAGAGCCACAAUCCGACGAAGCUCUAUCUCUGCGAUUAUUGCGGCAAGAGUCUCAGUAGCGCUGAGCACCUGAAAAAGCAUCGACGGAUUCAUACGGGAGAGAAACCAUACGUCUGCGAUAUCUGCGGAAAAGGUUUUACCGAUUCUGAAAAUCUGAGAAUGCACAGAAGGGUGCACACAGGGGAGAAACCAUACAAAUGCGAUCAAUGUCCGAAAGCGUUUUCGCAGAGAUCGACGUUGACAAUUCACAGACGCGGACACACCGGAGAACGACCCUACGUUUGUCAGAUAUGCAACCGUGGAUUCUCCUGCCAGGGUAACUUGACGGCCCACCAGAAGUCUACCUGCGUCUAAGCCUUGACGAACCUUUUUUUCUGUGCUUAAAACUCUUGUUGGUGCCGCGUUGACGAUUAAACUAUGACGACCACAUUUAACGAUAAGAAUAGCGUGAUAGUAUACGUGAUUAUUACGUUGUUACUUAUGUAUUGUGACAACAGAAGAGACUGGAAGAACUUUUUAUCAUAUAGAUUAUAUAUAGUAUAUAGUAUAUAUAUACGUAGAUAUAUAUAUAUACUAUGACUAUGUUGAGCAACGUCAAUGAAACGAUGUUGAAUCGAUACUUGUCGAUACAAAAAUCUCUACGAUAUCUUUUGUAUACUGGUUAUAAUAUUUGCGUGCUCAAAAGACAAAGUUACGCGCGAUUUUAUCCGUUUGGUUUUAUGAAUUAAACCUUUGUACUAUCCGUGCUCAAAGUGUUCCGUUACGAAUAUAUUGUUGUUCUAUUUUUUCAGUGUAGAUAGGUAAGAAUAUCUUGUAAGUCGAACACAAUGCCAAUGCUGUUGAACAAAAAAACAAUUCGUUUUUAUCAUUUUUCUCUCGUUUCUUUUUUUUUUAAUUUUACACAGGCGAGAUAGUAACACUCCAAGCUUGCUCGUUCGAAUAAAGCAUCGAUAAAUUUAUGUUAAUGAUCAUUGACGAUUCGUUAUUAUACGUUUAAUAAAAUAUCUCGUACAUCAAAGGUGUAUGACUACGAAACUGUUUUAUCGAUUAAAUUAGUUCCUUAAUCUUGAAGCGAACGAGCAUUAUUUUCUUCCCAACACUAUUAUAUAGAUUGCGAAAUUAAUCCUUGUGUCAUUUAUUCUCGUAAGAUACUCCAGAUGGUCAAGAGAAGAUAUCAACGAACGACAUGGUGACGUGACUGCGUAUAACAUGCUGA
This is a messenger RNA of Camponotus floridanus (Florida carpenter ant), 3115 nucleotides long. Its product is annotated as zinc finger protein 37. The transcript is spliced from 5 exons. Gene Ontology annotation, molecular function: chromatin insulator sequence binding; RNA polymerase II cis-regulatory region sequence-specific DNA binding; DNA-binding transcription activator activity, RNA polymerase II-specific. Bases 106 to 2253 code for a protein of 715 amino acids. Gene Ontology annotation, biological process: regulation of transcription by RNA polymerase II. The record is from RefSeq and is a predicted model, not a curated record. NCBI's taxonomy places the organism in Eukaryota, Metazoa, Arthropoda, Insecta, Hymenoptera, Formicidae. Gene Ontology annotation, cellular component: nucleus; chromosome.